UUAGUCGACCGUGUAAACGUGCCCACCGGCAAAACUGAUGCCUUUGGCUCAUUUCAGUGCCUGCCUCGGCCUAUGAAAUUUCUGUCUUGACUCAAUCGUUUCCAAUCGCAUCUGAAAAACGCUUUUUAAAACAGUUGUUUACCAGCAAUCUGCCGUAUACGUACAAUCGUUGUCCAUAUUUCGCCGGUCGCCGGAACAAAAAAAUUCAGUGAACGUGAACAUAAAGAAGCAAAAAUUCGUUCUUCGGUAUCGGCAAAUGUGGACAGCGUAAGAACAAACCAUGGCGAAAGGCAUUUUGAGUCUCCAUUAUUCCAGAAAGCAAAUCAACAACGUUACCUACCUACUAACAAAUUGGCAGAAAGUUCAAAAGGCUAAAUCAUACACAGAACAUGCUGGUAAACGGUAUUUUUCUACUGGGAAACCGUCAAAUAAGGAAGCGUCGGAGGUUAAGGGAAUUCCAUACAACAAGUUAAGCAUCGGAGUACCAAAAGAGGUGUGGAAGAAUGAGAAAAGAGUGUCAAUUACACCGGCUGUGGCACACACGUUAACCAAGAAAGGAUUUACUGUGAAUAUUGAAGAAGAUGCUGGAGUAUUGUCCAAAUUUAGAAAUAAGGAUUAUGAACAUGCUGGUGCUAAGAUCGUCGACAACCAAAAUGUUUUCGCAACUGAUAUUAUUUUAAAAGUAAGACAACCCUUAGAUCCAGAAGUUAUUAAAUUUAGGGAAAACUCAACACUCAUUUCGUUUCUGUACCCAGGGUUGAAUAAAGAUCUGGUAAAUAGUUUAGCCGAAAGAAAGAUUAACGCAUUUGCUAUGGAUUGCAUACCUCGAAUAACAAGAGCCCAAGUGUUUGAUGCUUUGAGUUCUAUGGCAAAUAUAUCCGGAUACAGAGCAGUAGUGGAGGCAGCAAAUCAUUUUCCACGAUUCUUGUCAGGUCAAAUAACUGCAGCGGGAAAAGUCCCUCCAGCAAAAGUUUUGGUAAUAGGUGGUGGAGUAGCAGGUUUAGCUGCCAUAGGACAAGCUAAAAGUAUGGGGGCUAUUGUAAGAGCCUUCGACACUAGAGCAGCUGUGAAGGAACAGGUUGAGUCUUUGGGAGCGGAGUUUUUGACAGUCAGCAUUGAGGAAGAAGGAGGUACUGCGGGUGGUUAUAGUAAAGAAAUGUCUAAAGAAUUUAUUGAUGCAGAACAUGCACUGUUUGCAAAACAGUGUAAGGAUGUCGAUAUUAUCAUUUCCACUGCGUUGAUACCUGGAAGGAAGGCACCCAUUUUGGUGCUAAAAGAACACAUUGAAUCGAUGAAGCCAGGUAGCGUAGUAGUGGAUCUAGCAGCUGAAGCAGGGGGUAAUUUUGAAACGACCAAACCAGGAGAAAUAUACACGUACAAAGAUGUCGUCCAUGUUGGUUUAACAGACUUUCCUAGUAUGCUUCCAACUCAAAGCUCGACGCUUUAUGCCAACAAUAUCUCCAAAUUUCUGCUAUCGAUGGGCGAAAAAGAUCACUUCAAUAUAAAUCUGGAAGACGAAGUUAUACGUGGAAGCAUAAUUUUAGACAAGGGAAAGCUCAUGUGGCCGCCACCACCACCUCCCCAAACACAACCGACACCUGCUACAGCCCCGAAACAAGAACUGGAAACUUUGAAGGCAGUACCUAAGGCAAUUUCUCCUUUCAAAGCUGACUUAAAUAAAUCACUGGCUCUCACAACAGGUAUUGGCACGAUCUUAGGUCUGGGAAUGAUUUCUCCUAAGCCUGAAUUUACAGCUAUGUUAUCAGUACUCGGGCUCUCGGGCAUAGUUGGCUACCACACAGUGUGGGGUGUUACCCCAGCGUUGCACUCGCCUUUAAUGUCCGUGACGAACGCCAUUUCCGGAAUCACAGCUGUAGGAGGAUUACUUCUGAUGAAUGGAGGAUAUUAUCCUACAAAUUCGGUCGAGACUUUGGCAGCAACAGCAGCUUUUGUGUCGUUCAUCAACGUAUUCGGAGGAUUUUUAGUCACUAAGCGAAUGUUAGACAUGUUUAAAAGGCCGGGAGAUCCGAAGGAAUAUAACUCGUUGUACGCCAUCCCCGCAGUUGGUUUCUUGGGUGCCUAUGGCUGGGCCUCCAUGAAUGGAUUAGCGGAGAUUCAUCAAGCUGCUUAUCUAGCAGCUUCGCUUUGUUGUGUUGGAGCUUUAGCUGGUCUAAGCUCGCAGGCAACUUCAAGAUUAGGAAAUAAUUUAGGAAUAAUUGGGGUUACUGGAGGGAUAGCAGCUACGUUAGGUCAACUUUCACCAACCAAUGAAGUACUAGCCCAAAUGGCCGCCUGCCUGGUAGCAGGUGGGGGUAUUGGUACUUUCAUAGCCAAGAAAAUUCAAAUUUCAGACCUGCCACAACUUGUUGCAGCUUUCCAUAGUUUGGUUGGUUUGGCAGCUGUACUGACCUGUGUUGCUACAUUUAUCCAUGAUUUUCCAACGUUUGCCACCGAUCCUGCAGCCAAUGUCAUUAAAACAGCUUUGUUCUUAGGAACAUAUAUUGGAGGCGUUACAUUCAGCGGUUCAUUAGUGGCUUACGGAAAACUACAAGGUCUUUUGAAAUCAAACGCCUUGUUGCUACCUGGUCGACAUGCUUUGAAUAGUGGUCUUCUCUUAGCUAAUAUUGCUGCAGGCGGUUACUUGUUCUACGAUCCUACCAUGGUUGGAGGUUUGAGCGCUCUUGGAACCACAGCUGCUUUAUCUUCAGUUAUGGGUCUCACAUUAACUGCUGCUAUUGGAGGAGCGGAUAUGCCUGUUGUUAUUACAGUACUUAACAGUUAUUCUGGCUGGGCGUUGUGUGCUGAAGGAUUCAUGUUAAACAACAAUUUGAUGACCAUUGUAGGUGCACUCAUCGGUUCUUCUGGUGCUAUUUUAUCCUACAUUAUGUGUAAAGCAAUGAACAGAUCUCUAGCAAAUGUUAUUUUGGGAGGUUAUGGCACAUCAAGUACAGGUACUGGCAAACCAAUGGAAAUCACUGGAACCCACACUGAAAUCAACAUUGAUUCUGCUGUAGAAGCUAUUAAAAAUGCCAGAAAUAUAAUUAUUGUACCUGGAUAUGGACUUUGUGUAGCCAAAGCACAAUAUCCAAUUGCUGAAAUGGUCAGCAAAUUGAAAAAAGCAGGAAAGCACGUUAGAUUUGCUAUUCAUCCUGUUGCAGGAAGGAUGCCGGGACAGCUCAAUGUUCUUUUAGCAGAAGCAGGUGUUCCAUACGAUGAUGUACUAGAAAUGGACGAAAUCAAUGAUGAAUUCCCAGAAACUGAUCUAGUGUUAGUAAUUGGAGCUAACGACACAGUUAACAGUGCAGCUUUGGAAGAUCCAAACUCACCCAUCGCUGGUAUGCCUGUAUUAAACGUUUGGAAUGCAGAACAUGUCAUUGUGAUGAAGAGGUCACUAGGUGUAGGUUAUGCCGCUGUCGAUAACCCAGUGUUCUACAAACCAAACACUUCUAUGCUGCUCGGUGACGCUAAGAAGACAUGUGAUCAGUUAUUAGCCAAAGUUACAGCAGAAUAGGUUAAUAGUUUUAAUUUUUAGGCAUUAAUUUUUGUACAUAACUUCAUUGGAACAUUGAACAGUAUUAUAGCAGGGUGAAUGCCAAACUUUAAUGACGCUGCGGAACCUUGUGCCAAAAAUAUUUAGAUCAUAAAUAUGUAUUUGCAAUUUUUCCGAAAGAUAAAAGUGUAUGGACAGUCAUCUUAUCGAAAAUAAUACUGAAAAUAAUAAAAGGAAGACCUUACUUAAGAGGAAACAGUAGCGAUUAACAGGUAGCGAAAACGCGUUCCAAGAUUGCGGCUGUAAUUUUGAAUAUUUUUUCGAGAUAUUUGGCACACGUAUUCGUAAUAUAAUAAAGAAUGGUGGUACAGAGCCCAAUUUGAAAAAUAUAUUAAUAUGUGGAAAUUACUCUGUAAUUAAUUACAAUAUUAAAAAAACGAGCCUGUACCGCCAUUAAGCAGAACACAAAAAUACACUUUCUUCAAAUAAAUUUUUUUAUCCGAUGCCUAGAUUUUGUGUCAUUUUGGAACUACUAAAAUUUUUUAUUUCAUUAGUAGUUCCAAAAUGACACAAAAUCUAGGCAUCGGAUAAAAAAUUUUAUUUGAAGAAAGUGUAUUUUUUUGUUCUUCUUAAUGGCGGUACAGGCUCGUUUUUUAAUAUUGUAUUUAAUUACGGAGUAAUUUCUACAUAUUAAUAUAUUUUUCAAAUUGGGCUCUGUACCGCCAUUAUUUAUUAUAUUACGAAUACGUGUGCCAAAUAUCUCGAAAAAAUAUUCAAAAUUACAGCCGCAAUCUUGGAACGUGUUUUGGCUACCUGUUGAUCGCUACUGUAUCACCUUAAUAUUACAAAAUUUGGCAAUUGACACAUGUUUUAAAAUUUGAAGGUUUGUGUCAACCUCUAUCGUCUAUCCUUUAGAAUGAAAUCUAUGAUAUAUUACUGUAUAUAAGUAAUCUAAUGUGUUGCGUGUUCACCCUGUAUCGUAUUUUAAUCAUUGUAAAAUUUGAAUAUAAUUUUAUAUAGACAAAGAUAGGUCUGUAUCUUUGAAUGAAUUUACGACUACAAUGUUCAAUCUCCGCAUGACGCUAAUAUGGUAUGUUUACGAGCGCCAUCUUGUUUUACUAUUGAUAAUUUUUGUAUCAAAAUUAAAGUGUACUGCAUUUAUUAGAAGAAUGAUCAUCAUUCAUACUUCUGGUGUUACCGAACAAUUCUUAACACAUUGUCAAAUGGUUCUACUGUCGAUAACAUAUUUAAAAGCUGUUUAAUGUUACCUUUUACUAAGAUCGAGAAAAAAGUGAUAUUUUUUAGACUUUUUUGAAAUAAAUGUCCAUAUAUUUGUAAAUAAAUGUGAAAAAACUUUGUGUACUUCAAAUAAUAAUGGAGAAGAAUAGUCUGAGUGUCGCUAUCACAUCAUGUCUGAUAUUAGUUUAUUUCUCAGGAACCAAAAGUAUUUUUUCACAGCUUUUUGUUUUUAAUUUGCAUUUUAUUUGUUUUUUUGCGAUGUUUCGAGCAAUAAGUAUUUUUAUGUUACUUUUAGUAUAAAUUGCAUGUCAUUCAAUUCUUUCAUUGUAAUUUCAUCAUUUUAAAUUAUUUUAAUAAUGAUUUUUUGUGAAUAUUUUAUUUCUACAUUUUAGAGCAAUAAAGAUUUUAGUAUAAAA
Diabrotica virgifera virgifera (western corn rootworm) is the source of this 5145-nucleotide messenger RNA. RefSeq names its product NAD(P) transhydrogenase, mitochondrial. The transcript is spliced from 19 exons. Gene Ontology annotation, cellular component: mitochondrial inner membrane. The record is from RefSeq and is a predicted model, not a curated record. Gene Ontology annotation, biological process: proton transmembrane transport; NADPH regeneration. Bases 281 to 3511 code for a protein of 1076 amino acids. NCBI's taxonomy places the organism in Eukaryota, Metazoa, Arthropoda, Insecta, Coleoptera, Chrysomelidae. Gene Ontology annotation, molecular function: NADP binding; NAD binding.